Molecule: messenger RNA, 5112 nt
Organism: Panthera uncia (snow leopard)
Lineage: Eukaryota; Metazoa; Chordata; Mammalia; Carnivora; Felidae
Gene: ALK
Product: ALK receptor tyrosine kinase
Exons: 29
Coding region: 1-4878 (1625 amino acids)
Biological process (GO): regulation of cell population proliferation; positive regulation of kinase activity; cell surface receptor protein tyrosine kinase signaling pathway
Cellular component (GO): signaling receptor complex; membrane
Molecular function (GO): transmembrane receptor protein tyrosine kinase activity; protein binding; ATP binding
Source: RefSeq, a predicted model, not a curated record
AUGGGAGCCUUAGGGCUCCUAGGGCUGCUGCUACUGCUGCUUUCAGCGGCAGCCUUGGGCUCCGGAACCGGAACCGGGACCGGGACUGGCACCGGCCAUCUCGUCGGCUCACCCGCCGUGGGGCCAGCUCUGCAGCCUCGGGAGCCGCUCAGCUACUCACGUCUGCAGAGGAAGAGCCUGGCGGUGGACUUUGUGGUGCCUUCGCUCUUCCGUGUCUAUGCUCGGGACCUGCUGCUGCCGCCUUCGUCCUUCUUGGAGCCGAGGGCCAGACGGCCUGAGGCACGCGGCUCCUUGGCUCUCGACUGCGCCCCACUACUUAGGCUGGUAGGGCAACCGCCCGGGGUCUCCUGGACGGAAGGCUCCAGCUCGCCAGCCCCUGCCCAGGCACGGACGCUGACCAGGGUGCUGAAGGGCGGCUCGGUUCGCAAGCUCCGGCGCGCCAAGCAGCUGGUACUGGAGCUGGGAGAGGAGGCGAUCCUUGAGGGCUGUGUCGGACCCCCAGAGGAGGUGAUUGCAGGACUGCUCCAGUUCAACCUCAGCGAGCUGUUCAGCUGGUGGAUUCACCACGGCGAAGGGCGGUUGAGGAUCCGCCUGAUGCCAGAGAAGAAGGCUUCGGAAGUGGGCAGAGAGGGAAGGCUGUCCGCGGCGAUCCGUGCCUCCCAGCCCCGUCUUCUCUUCCAGAUCUUGGGGAUCGGUCACAGCUCCUCGGAGUCACCGACAAACCUGCCUUCUCCUCCUCCUGAUCCUUUUGUAUGGAAUCUGACCUGGAUAAUGAAAGAUUCCUUCCCUUUCCUGUCUCAUCGCAGUCGAUACGGUCUGGAGUGCAGCUUUGACUUCCCCUGUGAGCUGGAGUACUCCCCACCACUCCACGACCUCCAGAACCAGAGCUGGUCCUGGCGCCGAGUCCCCUCUGAGGAGGCCUCCCAGAUGGACCUGUUGGACGGGCCUGAGACAGAGCACUCCAAGGAGAUGCCCAGAGGCUCCUUCCUGCUCCUCAACACCUCAGCAAACUCCAAGCACACCAUCCUGAGCCCAUGGAUGAGGAGCAGCAGCGAGCACUGCAGCCUGGCUGUCUCAGUGCACAGGCAUCUGCAGCCUUCUGGGAGGUAUGUCGCCCAGCUACUGCCCCACAACGAGGCUGGAAGAGAGAUCCUUCUGGUACCCACUCCGGGAAAGCAUGGUUGGACAGUGCUUCAGGGAAGAAUUGGGCGACCAGAGAACCCAUUCCGAGUGGCCCUGGAAUACAUCUCUAGUGGAAACCGAAGCUUGUCUGCAGUGGACUUCUUUGCCCUGAAGAACUGCAGUGAAGGAACAUCCCCGGGCUCCAAGAUGGCCUUGCAGAGUUCCUUCACCUGCUGGAAUGGGACAGUCCUCCAGCUCGGGCAGGCCUGCGACUUCCACCGGGACUGCACCCAGGGAGAAGACGAGGGCCAGCUGUGCAGUAAACUCCCUGCUGGGUUUUACUGCAACUUCGAAGAUGGCUUCUGUGGCUGGACCCAGGGCACGCUCGCACCCCACACCUCCCAGUGGCAGGUCAGGACCCUGAAGGAUGCCCGGGUCCAGGACCACCAAGGCCAUGCCCUGUUGCUCAGCACUACUGAUGUCCCUACUUCUGAAAGUGCUACAUUGACCAGCACUACGUUUCCCGCCCCGAUGAAGAACUCUCCAUGUGAGCUCCGAAUGUCCUGGCUCAUCCGUGGAGUCUUGCAGGGAAACGUCUCCUUGGUCCUGGUGGAGAACAAAACUGGGAAGGAACAAAGUAGAAUGGUCUGGCAUGUUGCCACUAAUGAAGGCUUGAGCCUGUGGCAGUGGACAGUGCUGCCUCUUCUCGAUGUGGCUGACAGGUUCUGGCUGCAGAUUGUUGCGUGGUGGGGGCAAGGAUCCAGAGCCACCGUGGCUUUUGACAAUAUCUCCAUCAGCCUGGACUGCUACCUCACCAUCAGUGGGGAGGACAAGGUGCCACAGGAUACAGCACCCAAAUCAAGAAAUCUGUUUGAGAGAAACCCAAACAAGGAGCCGAAACCCUGGGAAAAUACACCAAGAGAGACCCCCAUCUUUGACCCUACAGUUCACUGGCUGUUCACCACGUGCGGGGCCAGUGGGCCCCAUGGCCCCACACAGGCCCAGUGUAACAACGCCUACCGGAAUUCCAACCUGAGCGUGGUAGUGGGAAGCGAGGGGCCCCUGAAGGGCAUCCAGACCUGGAAGGUGCCAGCCACCGACACCUACAGCAUCUCGGGCUACGGAGCUGCUGGCGGGAAAGGCGGGAAGAACACCAUGAUGCGGUCCCACGGCGUGUCUGUGCUGGGCAUCUUCAACCUGGAGAAGGGCGACACGUUGUAUAUCCUUGUCGGACAACAGGGGGAAGACGCCUGUCCCAGCACAAACCGGUUAAUCCAGAAAGUCUGCAUUGGAGAGAACAACGUGAUAGAAGAAGAAAUCCGCGUGAACAGGAGUGUGCAUGAGUGGGCAGGAGGGGGCGGAGGAGGGGGCGGAGCCACCUACGUAUUUAAGAUGAAGGAUGGCGUUCCAGUGCCCCUGAUCAUUGCAGCUGGCGGUGGCGGCAGGGCCUACGGGGCCAAGACAGACACAUUCCACCCAGAGAGACUGGAAAAUAACUCCUCGGUUCUGGGGCUGAAUGGCAAUUCCGGAGCCGCAGGUGGUGGAGGUGGCUGGAAUGAUAACACUUCCUUGCUCUGGUCUGGAAAAUCUUUGCUGGAGGGUGCCACCGGAGGACAUUCCUGCCCCCAGGCCAUGAAGAAGUGGGGGUGGGAGACAAGAGGGGGUUUCGGAGGGGGUGGAGGGGGGUGCUCCUCAGGUGGAGGAGGCGGAGGAUAUAUAGGCGGCAACGCGGCCUCAAACAAUGACCCCGAGAUGGACGGGGAGGACGGGGUUUCCUUCAUCAGUCCACUGGGCAUCCUGUACACCCCAGCGUUAAAAGUGAUGGAGGGCCAUGGGGAAGUGAAUAUUAAGCAUUACCUAAACUGCAGCCACUGUGAGGGAGAUGAGUGCCACAUGGACCCCGAGAGCCACAAGGUCAUCUGCUUCUGUGACCAUGGGACAGUGCUGGCUGAGGACGGCGUCUCCUGCAUUGUGUCCCCCACACCUGAGCCCCACCUGCCGCUCUCGCUGGUCCUCUCUGUCGUGACCUCAGCCCUUGUGGCGGCCCUGGUCUUGGCUUUCUCCGGCAUCAUGAUUGUGUACCGCCGGAAGCACCAGGAGCUGCGAGCCAUGCAGAUGGAGCUUCAGAGCCCUGAGUACAAGCUAAGCAAGCUUUGCACCUCGACCAUCAUGACUGACUACAACCCCAACUACUGCUUUGCCGGCAAGACCUCCUCCAUCAGUGACCUGAAGGAGGUGCCUCGGAAGAACAUCACCCUCAUCCGGGGUCUGGGCCACGGUGCGUUUGGGGAGGUGUAUGAAGGUCAGGUGUCUGGAGUGCCCAGUGACCCAAGCCCCCUGCAAGUAGCUGUAAAGACGCUGCCUGAGGUGUGUUCUGAACAGGAUGAACUGGAUUUCCUCAUGGAAGCCUUGAUUAUCAGCAAAUUCAACCACCAGAACAUCGUGCGUUGUAUUGGGGUGAGUCUGCAAGCCCUGCCCCGAUUUAUCCUGCUGGAGCUCAUGGCGGGAGGAGACCUCAAGUCCUUCCUCCGGGAGACCCGUCCUCGCCCGAACCAGCCCUCCUCCCUGGCCAUGCUGGACCUUCUGCACGUGGCUCGGGACAUCGCCUGUGGCUGUCAGUAUUUGGAGGAAAAUCACUUCAUCCACCGGGACAUUGCUGCCAGGAAUUGCCUCUUGACGUGUCCAGGCCCUGGCCGAGUGGCCAAGAUCGGAGACUUUGGAAUGGCCCGAGACAUCUACAGAGCGAGCUACUACCGAAAGGGAGGCUGUGCGAUGCUGCCGGUCAAAUGGAUGCCUCCAGAAGCCUUCAUGGAAGGAAUAUUUACUUCUAAAACAGACACGUGGUCCUUUGGAGUGCUGCUGUGGGAAAUAUUUUCUCUUGGAUACAUGCCAUACCCUAGCAAAAGCAACCAGGAAGUUCUGGAGUUCGUCACCAGCGGAGGGCGGAUGGACCCACCUAAGAACUGUCCUGGGCCCGUAUACCGGAUAAUGACCCAGUGCUGGCAACAUCAGCCUGAAGAUAGGCCCAACUUUGCCAUAAUUUUGGAGAGGAUUGAAUACUGCACCCAGGACCCAGACGUGAUCAACACCGCUUUGCCCAUAGAGUAUGGCCCACUCGUGGAGGAGGAAGAAAAGGUGCCCAUGAGGCCCCAAGACCCAGAGGGUAUUCCUCCUCUCCUAGUCUCCCCUCCACAAGCUAAACGGGAGGAAGGGCAGGAUCCAGCUGCCCCGCCCCCUCUGCCUUCCACUUCCUCCGGCAAAGCCUCCAAGAAACCCACGGCCGCGGAGCUCUCUGUUCGCGUCACCAGGGGGCCCGCCGUGGAAGGGGGACACGUUAAUAUGGCGUUCUCUCAGUCCAACCCGCCAUCAGAGCUACACAAAGUCCAGGGAUCCAGAAACAAACCCACCAGCCUAUGGAACCCAACUUAUGGCUCAUGGUUUACAGAGAAACCCACCAAAAAGAACAAUCCUCCGGCAAAGAAGGAGCACCAUGAGAGAGGAAACCUGGGACGUGAGGGAAGCUGUACCGUCCCACCGAACGUUGCAACUGGCAGACUUCCGGGCGCCUCUCUGCUCCUAGAACCAUCCUCGCUGACUGCCAACAUGAAGGAAGUGCCUCUGUUCAGGCUACGUCACUUCCCGUGUGGAAAUGUCAACUAUGGCUACCAGCAACAGGGCUUACCUUUAGAGGCCACCACUGCCCCUGGAACCAGUCAUUACGAGGACACCAUUCUGAAAAACCAGCCUGGGCCCUGAGCCCACUGGCACUCAUUUAUCUUCCUUGGGAACCCUGAGCCCGUGGAGGAGGGACAGGAAAUGGCUCCCCCACAACCAGAGACCAAACGUCGCUUUUCAUUUUGUGCCAACUUGUUUUGAAGUGCCACAGAAACAGCUGUAUUUUCAAAAUGCUUUAGGAAAAGGUUUCGAGCAUGGGUUCAUCUCAUUCUUUCAAAAGAAGAAAAAUAUCAUAAAGACAAGCGAGAAACACAA